UACCAGUUUAUAAAAACAGGCCAUCACACCUCUAAUUGUCAUCAGACAUGAGGAAUCAUCAGAUCGUCGUGUCUGUCCUUGUGGGCGUUCUCUGCAAUACUUUGCAACUCAGUGUGCAAUUAGACAGCAGUGCCUUCCUGAUCUACAACAAGGAUCACCAAAAAUGUGUGGCGAUUGUAGAUCCGGACCUAAUCCAGGCCAGUGACUGUGACCCAUCUACAGACAGGCAACGUUUCCGAUGGAUUUCGGGUUCUCGGAUUUUAAGCAUCUCACACAAUAUGUGCCUUGGAGUCAACAGCGUUAAAGGUUGGGAUCAGGCAGGUCUUCUCCCCUGCGAUGAGCUCAGUCCUAUGCAAAAAUGGGAGUGCAGGAGUGAGGAUCGGUUUGCUAUCAAGCAUCGGCAAUUGCAUCUGAAUUACCGUGACGACGACGCCCCCAACAUACGGCUGGAGUCGGGCACGGGUUCCAGGAGCCACUGGGUAAUAUAUGGAGAUGAGGAUGAUCUGUGCUCUCAUGGAUACCAAGAGAUUUUCACCAUCGAUGGCAAUGCUUUAGGCGCCCCCUGUGAGUUUCCCUUUAAGUAUGGAGAACAUUGGUACGCUGAGUGCAUCUAUGAUUGGGGACAUCUUGGUUUGCGAUUUUGGUGCGCCACAGUCACAGACUACGACCAAUACGUCAAAUGGGGUUUCUGUCCAACAAAAUCAACAACCGGUUGGGACCGUGAUCCAGACACAGGUGUGUUUUACCAGAGAAACACUGAGUCAGCGCUGACCUGGUAUCAGGCCCGCAAGAGCUGCCAGCAGCAAGACGCUAAUCUACUCAGCAUCACGGAGUUGCACGAACAAUCAUAUAUAUCAGCGUUAACUGAUGCAAGUGGUUCGCCUCUUUGGAUUGGACUAAAUAGUUUGGAUCUUAAAAGUGGCUGGCAAUGGAGCAAUGGAAACCCCUUUAGAUAUCUAAACUGGGCUUCAGGCCACCCAUUGCUGAAGGAUGGCAUGGACUGUGCUGCACUUAAUCCUGGGAAAGCAUCUGAGUGGGAGAGUCUAGCCUGCAGUAGUAAACUGGGCUAUAUCUGCCGCAAGGGAAACUCCACGACUAUUACACCUUCAGUUGAAAAAGAUGAAGCCAGUUUCUGCCCAGCCAAUUGGAUGCUAUAUUCAGGUCACUGCUACUCUGUUUUACGCACUAAGAGGACGUGGGACGAUGCUCUGUCCGCCUGUCUUGCAAAAGGAGCCAACCUGACUAGUAUUCACAAUCUAGAAGAACACAGCUUUAUUAUAUCACAGACUGGAUACUUGCCGACUGAUGAACUAUGGAUAGGUCUAAAUAAUCAGAAGACUCAGAACCUGUUUGAAUGGUCAGACAGAUCCUCUGUCACCUUUGCCAAGUGGGAUGUGGGAGAACCUUCACACAUGGCUAUCCUCAGAGAGCACUGCGUUGUCAUGAAAGGAAAGGAGGGAAAAUGGGCAGAUCAGACAUGUGGGAAGGAGUAUGGCUACAUGUGUAAAAAGAAAGCCUCCACCAAAUCUGAUGGCUCACCUGAGUUAAUCAGUCCUGGAUGUCCUGCUGGGUGGAUCAGGUUCAGCUCCCACUGCUACAGCAUUGCUGUAGAAGCCAAAACCUUCAAUGAGGCCGAAACAGCAUGUGGACAGAGUGCGGCUAACCUAGUUCAAGUCGCAGACAUGUAUGAGAACGCAUUUCUCAUCAGCCACUUUGGCUUGCGACCUGAAAAGUAUCUCUGGAUCGGCCUGUCCAAUACAGAACAUGUAGGAACCUUCGAGUGGACAAAUAAGCAAACUGUCAAAUUUACACAAUUUAAUGUAGGAAUGCCAGAGAGGCACCAGGGCUGUGUUGCCAUGCUAACUGGGACUUCGGCAGGAUUAUGGGAUGUAAUCAGCUGUGACAGGAAAGAGAAGUACAUCUGUAAGAAAUUAGCAGAGGGUGUUACGACAACCAAAGAAUCUCGUGUGUCACAACCUCUCAGUUGUCCCUCUGAGUGGAGAAAAAAGGACCCUGGCAACUGCAUUCGGAUAUAUAUAAAUUCAAACGAGAAUAAGAAAACAUGGACUGAGGCGCGUAAUUACUGCAAAGACAUUGGUGGUGACCUCGCUAGCUUUCAUGAUAAAUCUGAAACCAACAAUUUGCCGUAUAUUGAUGAAUGGACUACAGCAUGGAUUGGCUAUAAUCUGCUGGAUGAUCAUGCUGGCUUUCUCUGGUCAGAUGGAACUUCAUCAAACUAUGAGAACUGGGACUAUGGAGAGCCUAAUAAUCUACUUUCUAGAGAACAUUGUGCAGAAAUCUUCAUGCCUUUUAAUAAGUGGAACGAUGUUAAUUGUGAAACCUACAAUAAUUGGAUCUGUCAGAUACGACUGGGUACAACUCCAAAACCUCCACCUACAAACACACCCCAAGCGGAGGUUACCAUUACAGAUGAUGGCUGGAUCCAGUUCAGUGGUAGUCAGUACUACAUUAAUGAUGAGCAUCUGGAUAUGGAAGAUGCUCGCACAGCUUGCAAGAAGAGUCAUUCUGACCUUGUUGUCAUUACCAGUCAAAGUGAGAGAACGUUUUUAUAUAAAGAGCUUUCAAGAGGAUUACAUGACAUGUACUACAUUGGAUUGACUGUGAGAUUGGAUAAAUCUAUUAGUUGGGCGGAUGGUUCCCCAGUUGUCUAUACAGCAUGGGACUACCAUGAACCAAGCUUUGACACCAGAGAUGAAAACUGUGUUGCCAUGUUCACAUGGACGGGAUUUUGGAAAAAUAUUCCCUGUGCAUGGAGGUUACCGUCAAUCUGUAAAAGAAGCGCUAGCUUUGUCAGCACCACAGCAGCUCCUACCACUGUCCCAGAAGGAGGAUGUAGUUCUGACUGGACUGCUUUCCAGGGAAAAUGUUAUAAAUUUGCAGAGAUAGAUGGAAGCCAAGACAAAUCAUGGCAUGAAGCUCGACAAUACUGCAUCUUCCAAAGUGGCAACCUAGUGUCCAUUCUGAGUCAAGCAGAGCAAGCAUUUCUCACUACUAUGAUGCUCAGCGCACGUAAUGACGUGUGGAUUGGCUUGAAUAAUGUCGCCUCGGAAACGCUCUUCCUUUGGACGGAUGGAACUAGGGUCAGCUUCACAAGUUGGGCGGAGGGUAAUCCAGUGUCGGUUCCAGAUGGACGCAGAGCAUUCGGAGUAGAGUUUGACUGUGUCGUUAUGGUGAAGGGACCAGACCCGAUUACUGGUAUGUGGAAAGUUGAGCAUUGUGAAGAGAAACGAGGUUUUGUUUGUAAGAGAAAUACUGAUCCUCUGGUCGAAGUUCCAGUGACAACAGUGGCACCAGCAUCGUAUUUUAAACUGGGAAAUAAUUUAUAUAAGGUACAGGCUGAGAAGAUGAGCUGGGAUGAAGCGAGGAGGCAGUGCAAAGCGGAUGAUGCUGAUUUAGCUAGUGUGUUAGACUCUGUUACUCAGGCCUUCAUCACUCACUGGACUGUCAACAUGAAAGAGCCUAUUUGGAUUGGCCUCCACAGCAAUGUGACUGAUGGACAAUACCGCUGGAUAGAUAACUGGUUCCUGAACUACACUGGAUGGGCUGUAGGUGAACCACAGAGGGAUCAGGCCUGUGUAUACAUCGACACAGAUGGAACAUGGAAAACCUCAAACUGCAGCACAAGCUACUACUCUCUCUGCAAACGCUCACCAAAACCCCAAGUAGAAGAAGGCUCUCAUGGCUACGCCGGUAUCACUGUAGCAGUUGUGUUGGUGAUUAUUGCUGCAGCAGGACUCGCAGGCUUCCUCUUCUACAAAAGACCAUUUUUGUCAGUCAUCUGGGAGCAUGCAUUUAAUACCGACAUAGAGUUAAGAAACAUAGUUAAUAUAGACAGCUAGGGAGAGGUGACCAACAUGAAACACAUGGGCAAGCAUAACACACAAUGCCUAUAUAAAUUACCUAAAAGAACAACUUUUUAAAUAAUUAAAAUGUUUUGAUGCAUUUUAUAUAUCACCAGUUUGCUUAG
Clarias gariepinus (North African catfish) is the source of this 3988-nucleotide messenger RNA. Its product is annotated as macrophage mannose receptor 1-like. Gene Ontology annotation, molecular function: signaling receptor activity. The record is from RefSeq and is a predicted model, not a curated record. The transcript has 26 exons. Lineage: Eukaryota; Metazoa; Chordata; Actinopteri; Siluriformes; Clariidae. The coding region runs from base 48 to 3860 and encodes 1270 amino acids.